CUGUUACCACACGGUCACAUUUGACAGCGGCACCAGCGCGGAGCAGCAGCAGCAGCAGCAGCAGCAGCAGCAGCAAUAAUGGCUAAAAGUGACGGAUGCGAUUACUUUAAAAGAACCAGCAUGUUCUGGAUCGUGUCGGUGACCGCCGCCAUGGGAUAUUUUACUUGCAUCGUGUUUGUGCCCGAAAGAAUCCCGUACGAGUACCUUGGUUUUUACGGCAGCUUCUGCAAACACCUUGUGGACAAUUACGCCGACAUCAUGUACAAAGGGUGGUUGGCAGCCUGGGCUAUUCAUGUCUUUGAGGCCUAUAUCGCUCUGAAGAUGUGCAGAGACAAAGGUAUCACCAACACGACCACACGCUGCAUGUGGGUCUUCCAGACCUUUCUGUUCGGCUUCGCCUCCCUCGGCCUGCUCCUCAAGUACAACCCCGAGCGUCCCAAACAGAACUGACACCGGCAGCAGGAGCGUUUCAAACAAAGCUGCACAAGCUGAAUUUCAAGAGUCACUUUGCUUCCUCGUGCCUCUUAUUCCUCUUCUUCUUCUUCUUCUUCUUCUUCUUCUUCUGCGUCUUGUGCUCCGCAAUGUGAAAUCCUGCUGAACAACAAAUGGAGGAAGACCCUUGAGCCUUUUUCUUCUGUAGUGUUUCUCGUUAGACUGGAAUUUUGAAGUGGAGACAUAACUUUGAUUUAUAUGGUGCAAAUAUUUCUAACUUUAUACUCUCUUCCUGUGAUAUUGCGAUGGACUGACAUCUCUUUCAUUCCGUAGAUUUUCUAGACACAAAGCUGUGGUGCCUUACAGAUAAUAUAUUUUUAACGUAUUUACUGAUCCUGGUACUAACAGAGGUUAUUUAAUCACCAGUGGUGAAGAAUCUGCCCUGAGCCGAUUAUUUAGUGAUAAUUAUUAAGAACAAUAUUAGAGGAAUCUUUUUAUGCAUUCUCUUAUAUCUCAUGUUGUUUACAUCCAGCCUGGAUGGUGGCAAUAGGGAUAUUUUCUCAGCUGCUGUUAUGAACAUAAUGUCAGACAGGUUGGCUGCAGAUGGUACGCUGGCACCAGACUCAGGAGUCCUCCGGGAUAAAAAACAAAAACAUGCAUGAACGAUUUUAAAUCCACAUUCUGCAUCGUGAGGUGCUUUUGAAGUUCUAAGUAUUAAAACUGCAAAAUAAAAAAAGUUGACUGAAAAACAUGAAA
Molecule: messenger RNA, 1188 nt
Organism: Scophthalmus maximus (turbot)
Lineage: Eukaryota; Metazoa; Chordata; Actinopteri; Pleuronectiformes; Scophthalmidae
Gene: tmem254
Product: transmembrane protein 254
Exons: 4
Coding region: 79-450 (123 amino acids)
Source: RefSeq, a predicted model, not a curated record